ACUAUCCAGUCCAGCAUGUGUAUUUCCUUGAAAGUAAAAGCAUUAAAGUUAAAGCAUACUGUAGGCGACACCGGACAACUGAUACGUACUGGGCUCACUCAAACUUGGCGACAACGCUUAUUAUUAUCACAAAGUUGAGUGGAUCAUUGCAGCAUGCUCAGGAAAGUGGGUGUGCUUGCUUCUCAGCAGAUAUGCAGCACAGCAUCUGGACUGAUCAUUACCCUGAGAAAACAUCACAUCAAGCUGAGAGUGACAGUUUUGUAAGGCCUAUCCCUAGCAAAACAGAGAGAAUAAAAGGACUCAACAGCUACAGGACACCAGGAGUGCCUGUUACUUGUGCUAAUCUACCCGUGCAAGUGUCUGAAAGCCCUGAGGAUCAUCGAGUUCUCUGGUCAUGUUAAGAAAAAUGGUGGAUGAUUUCUACACUCAUGGGACUGACCAGAGAUCUACCCGCCCAGGUUGUCUCUCUACAGUGGUAAAGAAAAUGUAUGAGUCUUCAGGGGAUCACCAGUCCGAAAUGGGGGUGUUAGCAGCGCCCCCCCCCACCCCCACCCACUGGAAAAGAUGCUGAGGCAGUCCAUCCCCGACCAUCAUACAAUGAGGCUCUGGAUCUAGCUCUGGUUCCAAAGAAAAGCCCAGCAAUAAUGGAUGGUGUAACAGGUUACAAGAGAGAGGCUAAAUGGAACAUUGCUACCUACAGAAGAGAUGAAGAGGCCCCAAAUCUUAAAUUAACCAUGGCUCAAAGUCAGGAGUCAAAAGGCCUCCCACUUCCUGUCACCCAGCAACUUCCUGUUACUCAGUGUCUGGGUGAACUUGCAGCUCCUCGUCAACAAAUGAAAAUGACCUUUUACAGAAGUAGAGUGGCUGGGAUGGAGCAUGUGAAAUAUACUGUGUUUCUUCAGUUCUUAAUCAUCACUGCACUAAUUCAACACUCUGAUGGAAGCUGUUCAGCCUGCAGUGACGACAGAUGUGCAAAAGUGCAGACAAUAUAUGGAUCGAAUGACACCAUAGUGUAUCAGAGAAGUAACCCCAUUGAAAACCUCACAAGUUGUUCCACCACCUCUGCGCCACCUCCUCAGAGUCAGAGAUGCGUUGUGUGUCUUGCUGAUAUCAGAGAUAUAAUCCUCUUUUGCUCAGACAGCUGGGAAGCAGCCGGGCUGCUCGACUGGGAAGUUGAUGGCAUCCGAUUGAGAAACAUCUUUAUGGUUGACUGCCCAGCCAUGAAGACUGUUGAUCGUGUAACAGACCUUAUCCCUGGUGAGAUUUCUGGUACCCUCAACCCUGGUGGGAUUGCCGGUAUUGUGGUCUCCUGUGCUGUGAUUGGCCUCGUGUCAGUGUUGGGAAUCCGUUUCUGUUAUCGCAAGAUUGAACGCGAUCGUCAAGAGAGGAGAUGGGGGACAAAUUUGACCAACCCUAUCCCUCAGGUGAUGGGCCUGAAGCUCUGUAGAUGACAAAAGUAUGAGGAACAUGCAGUGGAGCAUUUGGGAGACGAACAGUGAAGCAUUCUACAUUUUCAAACAAACAUGUCUUAUGAGUUGGUAACACUAGUAGAAACUACAAUUGUAUCGUUUGUGCUGGAAACUUCUAAGGGAAAAAAGUUACAAUGAUAGUGCAUGCCUUUAGAAACUUAUAUUUUCUUUCCUAUAUAGGUUAUCCAUAUGCUUACCUACAGUUGAAGUCGGAAGUUGACAUACACCUUAUCCAAAUAUAUUUAAACUCCGUUUUUCACAAUUCCUGACAUUUAAUCCUAGUAAAAAUUCCCUGUCUUGGGUCAGUUAGGAUCACCACUUUAUUUUAAGAAUAAUGCGGAUGAAUGAAGAAUAAACUGAUCAUGUAAAUUGA
Salmo salar (Atlantic salmon) is the source of this 1842-nucleotide messenger RNA. RefSeq lists its product as uncharacterized. NCBI's taxonomy places the organism in Eukaryota, Metazoa, Chordata, Actinopteri, Salmoniformes, Salmonidae. The record is from RefSeq and is a predicted model, not a curated record.